AUGCCCGGGGAGGCGGCCCGCGCCGAGCUGCUGCUGCCCGAGGCGGGCGGCCCGGGGGCCCGCACAGAUGGGUCGUGUGGCACGGCCGCGGCCACCACUCCGCGCGGGGACCAGCCGGAGAAGUGCACCCUGAGCCCCGGGCCCAGCCCCCUGGACCUCCCCUUCCUGCUCAGCAAGCCGGGCGCCCGGCCCCCGCCCGAGGGCGCCAGCGGGGAUGUGGGGCCUGGCCAGGCGCUCUCGGCCUGGGUGGUCCCCACGGAGGGGGGCCCCAGGCCCCUCGAGGCCCAGCCUGCCGAGCAGCUUCUCCCAGCUACCUUGGGGGCCCGGGUGGUGAUGGGGGAGGAGACGUGCCAGGCGCCCCCACUGCCCUGGGCGGCCCCCCCACAGCUCAGGGACCCGGAGGGGGGGCCUGCCCGCCUGCACCCCCCCACGCCCUGUUCUCGGGGUGACCCUCCCGUGCCUUUCCCUGCCCCAGACCCCGAUUCCUACUUCACGCCUCCUUCCACCCCCAGCGAGGCCCCGGCCUUGCUCCCCAGCUCCAGGCCCUGCAGGGAAGCCAGGGACUCCCCGGCUGGGGCCGGGCCCAUGGGGGACUCGCCGCCCACCUCACCUUCGGGCUCCUACGUCACAGCGGACACGGACAGCUGGCCCUCCUCCCCGUCCCCCUCCUGCUCCCUGAGCCUGGCCCCCGAGGAGGGGCUGGGGGUGCGCGCGGGCCGUGGCGUCUCCCCACCCGGUUCCGAGGCCCCGGAUCAGGCGUGGCCCUCGUCCCCUGAGUCCAGCCUCUCCACGGACAGCAGCUCCUCCUGGGAGCAGGAGGCCCACUUCCUGGACCUGGACCUCCUGGGCCAGGAUGCGCUGGUCCCCGCCGCCCUCCUGCCGUUCCGGGGCAGCCUGCUCUUCCAGGUGGAGGCGGUGGAGGUGCUGCCCCUGUCCCCCGGGGAGCAGACGCCGCAGCCCGAGGCCGCCGACGGGGACUGGGCCAGCGAGGACCAGGACGACAGCACCUUCGCCUCCUCCCUGCAGUCGCUGUCCGACCUGUCCAUCACCGAGGGCAUGGACGAGGCCUUCGCCUUCCCGGACGACUCCUCCGCCUCCUCGGACCCCGACUCCGCCUCCUUCCCCGGGGCAGAUGACGAGAGGCUGUACAGCGGGGAGCCCCACGCGCAGCCCGCGGGCCUGCCGGACGGCCCUGCGGCCUCCGAGGGAGACCUGGGCACGGCGGUCUCCGGGGCCGGCCCCGCCCCAGGCCCCGUGUCCCCGCAGGAAGCUCCGGGGGUCGCAGAAGAGACCACACAAGAGGAGGGGCCGGGAGCAGAGCCUGUGCCCACGGCCACACCUGCGUCCCCGCAGGAGCAGGCACACGCCAUCCUGGGCCCCCAGCCCAGGGCCCCGAGGGCAGACACAGGCCGGGAGCCGCCUCCGGGAGGAGAGGGCCACCCCUUCCCGCAGGCCCCCGAGCCUGCAGCGGGUCCUCGGAGCCUGCCCACAGACACAGACACGGGCGGCGCCUUGGGGACCUGGCCCGUGGCCCCCGCGGCCCAGGGGGCAGCUGCGGGGAAGGACCCGGCGCCUCCGGACCUGGACCAGACCCACUGGGGUAGCCGGGAGCUCGCUGUAGGCGCGGGGACACCCUGGGCCUCACGCGGAGACGCAGGCCCCCCAGAGCCUGCCUCGGAAACCACCACGGAGGUCCCAGACACACCUGAACCCACCGCAGAGGCUUCCGGCACAGCAAGGAUCCCCGGCCCCCCCACGUCCACCCCAGAGGCCCUGGAGCCCACCGCGAACACCCAAGACCACCUGUACACCCCCACAGCAAUCCUGGGGCCCCCACGCCUCCCCAUGGGAGCCUUGGGCCCACCUGAGCCUACCUCGGACCCUCCAAAGUUUUCCUUAGAGACAUUGGACCCCCCACAGUCUGCCUCGGGGACCCUGGACCCCCCUGAUUCUGCCUUGGAGACCCCCAAGUUUUUCUUGGAGACCCUAGAGCCCCCCAAUUCUGCCUCAGAGACCCCAGACCACCCUGAGUCUUCUUUAGAGACCCUGGAACCCCCCAAUUCUGCCUCGGAGAUCUCAGAUCCCCCUGAUUCUGCCUCGGAGACCCCGGACCCCCCCGAUUCUGCCUCGGAGUCCCCAGAUCGCCCCGAUUCUGCCUCGGAGACCCCGGAUCCCCCCGAUUCUGCCUCGGAGAUCCCGGAUCUCCCAAAGUCUUCCUUAGAGACCCUGGAACCCCCCAAUUCUGCCUUGGACACCCUGGAUCUCCCUGAGGAUGAUUCAGAGACCCCAGCCCCUCCUGAGCCUGCCUUGGAAACCCAGGCCCCCCCAGAGUCUGCCUCGGAGACCCCGGAACCCCUAGAGUCUGCCUCAGAGAUCCCAGACCCCCCAGAGUCUGCCUCCAAGACCCAGGCCACCCCAGAGUCAGCCUCGGAGACCCCGGACCCCCCUGAGAAUGCCUCGGAGACCCCGGACCCCCCUGAGGAUGCCUCGGAGACCCCGGACCCCCCUGAGGAUGCCUCAGAGACCCAGGCCCCCCCAGAGUCAGCCUCGGAGACCCCGGACCCCCCUGAGGAUGCCUCGGAGACCCCAGACCCCCUAGAGUCUGCCUCCGAGACCCAGGACCCCCCUGAGGAUGCCUCGGAGACCCCGGGCCCCCCAGAGUCUGCCUCUGGUGGAGAGGAAGUAGCCAAAGGCCCGUUGGCAACCAACAGGGGGGCCCACCUGCCUGCCAGGGUGGGGGCUGAACCCUGCUGGCCCCCAAAGGAGGCCCCCGGGGCAGGGAGCUGGGGGGACAGAGGCUUUGAGGGCACCCCGGUCCCCAGGGGUCCAUCGGCAGUGGCUUCUGAGUCUCCAUCGAGGGCUGUGCCCAGGGUGGGCAGGGGCUGCCCCGAGGAGCCUGCCCCCAGGUUCUCACCACCCCCCUCCUGGCGGGAGCCGGUGCGAGGCCUGGGGGGUGAGGAGCAGGCCCAGGCGGUCCCCGGAACCCCCAGCCCCUCGUCACUCCAGCCCCAGGACAGACAUCUAAGUCCUGAGCCCUCCGUGCCCAGGGUGCCUCCCGCAGCACCCCCUGUGCCCUGCCCCUGCCAGGGUCCGCGGGAGGCCGAGGGGGAGGGGGAGGCCCCCCCAGCGCCCCAGGCAGGAGCCCCACAGGCCGCCGCCUUCUCAGGAACCAGGAGCCACCCCCGCGAGUCCAGGCAGCCGGCUGGCCUCCCGCCGCCCCCCGCCCUCCUCAGUCCCAAGGUGACCCCCACGCGGGGCCCCCACGCCAAAGACCCAGCCUCGCGGCCCCCACCCCCCUGCCAAGUGCCUCUGGGCUUCGGGCCCCAGGCCCCGGCCAGCCCUCCAGGGCCCCCAGCCACCCAGCAGCUGGACGAGGACAGCCUGGAGGAAGAGCCGCUCCCGGCUGCCGGCAGCCGCUCCGACAGCCACGGGGAGUCGUCGGGGGAGCCGGAGGAGGACCUGCCGGGACCCCAUGCCCCUCAGGGCCCAGCCCAGGCUGCAGCCCGGGGCUCCGAGGAGUCGGCAGCCAAGGCCAAGCAGAGCCGCAGCGAGAAGAAAGCGAGGAAGGCCAUGUCCAAGCUGGGCCUGCGGCAGGUGCAGGGCGUCACCCGCAUCACCAUCCACAAGUCCAAGAACAUCCUCUUCGUCAUCGCCAAGCCCGACGUGUUCAAGAGCCCGGCCUCGGACACCUACGUGGUCUUCGGGGAGGCCAAGAUCGAGGACCUGUCCCAGCAAGUGCACAGAGCUGCCGCCGAGAAGUUCAAGGUGCCGGCGGAGCCCUCCACCCUCGUCCCGGAGUCUACGCCGGGGCCCCGGGUGCAGCUGGAGUCGGAGUCAGAGUCAGAGGGCGAGGAGGAGGAGGUGGACGAGGCGGGCCUGGAGCUGCGGGACAUUGAGCUGGUGAUGGCCCAGGCCAACGUGUCCCGGGCCAAGGCCGUGCGGGCACUGAGGGACAACCAGAGUGACAUCGUCAACGCCAUCAUGGAGCUGACCAUGUAG
Pipistrellus nathusii (Nathusius's pipistrelle) is the source of this 3999-nucleotide messenger RNA. The record is from the annotation of a GenBank genome assembly. Lineage: Eukaryota; Metazoa; Chordata; Mammalia; Chiroptera; Vespertilionidae.